Dovyalis caffra is the source of this 276-nucleotide messenger RNA. NCBI's taxonomy places the organism in Eukaryota, Viridiplantae, Streptophyta, Magnoliopsida, Malpighiales, Salicaceae. The record is from the annotation of a GenBank genome assembly.
AUGAGAACAGCUUCUAGCCCUUUACUUCCACUUCUAGUUUUCAGUACGAUCAUGCUAGCCUUACUCCAUCCUUGCACUUGUAGGCAUAUCAGCUGGGCUACCUAUGAAGAAAGACAUCAAAUGAACGCCAAGUUUUCUUUCCCACUUCCUGAUCAUCAGCACCAGCUGCCUCCUAUUUCUCACACUGAGAAAUUCAGUAAAGAUGACAAGGGCAAGAAAUUGUUUGGUGCAUCUCAUAAGGUUGUCCCUGGUGGACCUAAUCCACUUCAUAAUUGA